Messenger RNA from Protopolystoma xenopodis, 414 nucleotides. The record is from the annotation of a GenBank genome assembly. Lineage: Eukaryota; Metazoa; Platyhelminthes; Monogenea; Polystomatidea; Polystomatidae.
AUGAACAGACCGCACAAUGUCUACCAAAAGCGUGUCUCUUCCGUCGGGAUUCGAACUCAACUAUCAGUUUCUAAAGAGAAUCAAGGGACAUUCGAUGUCUAUUCAUCUGUCCACUUCUAUUGGUUUGUACAGAAAGAGAGAGCAGGACAACCUGAAAAGGGAAUUAGGAGGUCAAGGGAAAAGGUACCAUUUCCGGUAGGCUGGAGACUGGGCGGAGUCCGCUUUCAGCCCCUCCCCGGCCAUUGCGUCUGGCCAAAAGCAGAAGGGCAGAAGGCAGGCAACCGCAAAGUUGGGCUGUCGACAAAUGAUGCGCAGUUGGCAAGACGACGAGGCGUUGGCAACCGAGCCAGUCGCAAUGUGGGGAAUUUCGCGAAUGGAUUACAGGUUGGCCAACAUGCAACCGGGCAACUGUAG